CUUGACGAAUUUGACGAGAAAAUAUCGGCGACGCGCCAGUUGUUGGAUUUUUUGGUGUCUGAAAGGAAUCAGGCUGCGUCCAACAUCUCGGAUGCCAAGUCUGUUUUAUAUCCUGUGCGUAGGGUGCCGUAUGAUGUGCUGUGUGCUAUCUUUCGGGCUUGUACCAAGUCCGCAGACCAGGCGUUCGAUGGGGAAGCUCCCAUUCUAAAACAUACCGUAGAUGUUGAAUCGAUUCAACCAAAUCAGUCGCCAUGGACCCUUUCCUUUGUCUGUCAACAAUGGAGAGCCGUUGCCAUUCACGAUGCAGAACUGUGGUCUCUCAUUGAGCUCGAUCUA
Molecule: messenger RNA, 336 nt
Organism: Guyanagaster necrorhizus
Lineage: Eukaryota; Fungi; Basidiomycota; Agaricomycetes; Agaricales; Physalacriaceae
Exons: 1
Source: RefSeq, a predicted model, not a curated record